UCUGUUUUUAAUCUUUGUGGGAUGCACAUAGCCUUCUCCGCCCUCUCAAUUUCAUCGUCAUCUUCUUCUUCUCCCCUCAAUCUCCCUCGAUAUGCGCGCUAAGAGGGGAGGAGGAGGAGGCGGAGGAGGAGGAGGAGGAAGCAUUAUGCUAAUUCACUGGCAAAAAAGUUUCGAUUUUUAAUUUUGUUCCUCGAUCCCCUUUCAGACCCAUGACCUCCUCGCCGGCCAGAUUAUGGUGGCGUCGGGUGAUGGGGACCGUGAAGGAUAAGUGGAGCGUGUACCUGGUCAAGACAGUGGGCGGUCGGCACUACCUCCGGCGGAGGCCGGAGGUGGAUGCGGCGGUGAUCCGGGCCACGAGUCACGACGAGAUGUCGGUGGACUACAAGAGCGCGGGGCGCGUGUUCACGUGGGCGCGCGCCGCCCCCUCGUCGCUGAUGGCACCGUUGAUGUGGGCGGUGGGUCGCCGCGCCUCCCGCACCCGCUCCUGGCCCGUUGCCCUCAAGUGCCUCCUCCUCGCUCAUGGCCUCCUUCUCUGCUCCGACGACGCGCCGCCCUCCGCCCGCGUCGGGCGUCUCCCCUUCGAUCUCUCCGACUUCCGCGACCGCUCCUCUGCUUCCCCCGGCUUCUCCGCCUUUGUCCGCGCCUACUUCAACUUCCUCGACCACCGAUCGCUCUUCUCCUCCGUCGGAAGCGCCGUCUCCCCUUCCCCCGCAGCGGAUCUAGAAGACGGCGACGACGACCUCGAGGGAUUGAAGCGGCUCCAGGUCCUGCUCGACCUCCUGAUGCAGAUCCAGCCGUAUGCCGACAGCAUGGCGGUGGGGCUCGUCCUGGAGGCCAUGGACUGCGUGGUGAUCGAGAUCUUCGAGGUCUACAGUGGGAUCUGCAGCGGAAUCGCCCGAUUCCUCGUCGGCGUGCACGGAUCUAAUUCCGGCGAUGUCGACAAGAGGGUGAAGCGCAGGCGGGCGAUGGGGAUCCGCAUCCUGCGGCGAGCGGCGGCGCAGAGCGCGCAGCUGUCGUCCUACUUCGACCUCUGCCGCUCCCUCGGCGUGCUUAACGCGGCUGAUCUCCCCCGCGUCGAGGGCAUCCCGGAGAAGGACAUGAACGACAUCGAGGCGCUUAUGCUGGGAGGCGCACCUGCUGCGAAUACAGCGGCGUUUACAUCGGCGGCGGAGAAGCAGGAGGAGGAGGAAGAAGAAGGCAAGAGGGCAAGAGCGGCGUUGGAUUCGGCGACGAUGAUCAGCAGGAAAUGGGUUGUAUUCGACGACGAGGGGAAUGUGGGCAACACGACGUUGCUCCGGUCGCCGGAGAAAAGUGGCCAGCCGGUGGAGACGCUGUGGUCGCUGACGGCGAAGCCCGGGCCGGCGAUGGGGCCCCUCCAGUACGGCAAUUUGAUUGACCUUAGCUGACGUUUUUACUUACCCUCGGUCAUUCAUCGAAACUACCAUCAUGCCAUUACAUUGCCAUCCUGUUGCCUUGCACUCUUCAACUUCAAAUCCGUCUCGUCUCUAAUUAAUGGCGUUGAAUUUUAUUUUGUAUUUUUUGUUAGUAAAAUUCAUAUAUUUUUUCCGGAAUAUAAGAACCGAAUUACAAGUUUGAUUCUGAUUA
Messenger RNA from Zingiber officinale, 1605 nucleotides. RefSeq names its product putative clathrin assembly protein At1g25240. The transcript has a single exon. Gene Ontology annotation, molecular function: 1-phosphatidylinositol binding; phosphatidylinositol-4,5-bisphosphate binding; clathrin heavy chain binding. Gene Ontology annotation, biological process: vesicle budding from membrane; clathrin-dependent endocytosis; clathrin coat assembly. The coding region runs from base 210 to 1406 and encodes 398 amino acids. The record is from RefSeq and is a predicted model, not a curated record. Gene Ontology annotation, cellular component: clathrin-coated pit; clathrin-coated vesicle. NCBI's taxonomy places the organism in Eukaryota, Viridiplantae, Streptophyta, Magnoliopsida, Zingiberales, Zingiberaceae.